Molecule: messenger RNA, 3306 nt
Organism: Cyphellophora attinorum
Lineage: Eukaryota; Fungi; Ascomycota; Eurotiomycetes; Chaetothyriales; Cyphellophoraceae
Exons: 2
Coding region: 1-3306 (1101 amino acids)
Source: RefSeq, a predicted model, not a curated record
AUGAUCGACGACGAGUCAGAAUUGAGCGAUGCCGCGUCGAUGGAUAAUUACGAUGGCGACAGGUCCAAAUCCACGUCAAUGGCCACAUCCUCGCAAGAGUUCUCGAACACAGGACGUCUCACUAGUCGAGUCACACCUUCACGGCUUGCAAGGCGGACGCAAGGGUUCUACCAGGAGUCCGACGCCAAUGGGAGUGAUGACGAUACUGUGCAGACCGCAGAAGGCAGAGGAAAGGUCGGGACACGACUUGCAUCACCUGCUGGACCGUCAUUGCGAUCUGCAAAGCGCAUCAUGAGCUCCUAUCAAGAAUCCGAUGCCGAUGACAGUGACGAUGGUCCGAUCAAGAUGAAUAGGACAAAGCGCAAGUCGGCCUCGCCAUUCUUCAUACCUGCCUUGUCGAGUCGUAAACGCAAGCAGCCCACUCCUGUCUUCAGAGGCGGAAAGCGUAGGAAGCUAGAAUUUCAGCCAUGGGACGAGGAUUCUGAUCUUGAGGGUGACAUCGAGAAACUGGUCCUUCAGCACGAUCCCAACAUGCAGGUGGUCAAGAUGGAAGACCUGGACUGCUCGCCCUUUGAGAAGCUCCUGCCGAAUGACCUGGACCUCGUCAACCUCUCUGCAGCCAGCAAUCGGUUUAGCGAGACUAUUCAUCCACAGAACUCGUCUGUCUGGUCGUCGCGAUUCCUAAACAAGUUCGAUCACCCGUUGAUCGACAACACGAAUCAGUUUUGCGCAGCUUACAAAGAGCGCUCUCUUGUUCUUGAGAGCUUCAUCAACUUCAAAGAUGGCACCGACCCACGACUUGAGCCGCAACUCACGAUCCUCCUUGACAUGGUUCUCGAAGCAUUCAAUCCACGCAACCCAUGGGAAAAGCCUCCUGCGACCUCGAAGAAUCUAGCUCUUCUCCAGAAUGCGGACUCAAGAUGGAUGCGCGAGUUCCUGUCUACCGCAUUAUUCAACAACUGCCAUCCCUCGAAUCAGAAGCCUUUCGGCGAUCCUCACCGCGUCUUCGAUGCCCUUCAGCUUACGUUCAGCUACUUGCUCUUGUCACCAGCAUACAAGAUGGCCAAAGUUACCACAUUCUACCGAGACGACUACGACAUUUCCAGAGUCUACAAUUGGAAUGCUUCUUUUGGCACGUUGUAUGCCCGCUUACCUGAUGAGCCUGCUGCGAAGCCUUCCAAGCUCUUUCCCAAUCUGCCGGUCCCAAAGGCCACUAGGAAGUAUCGUCUAGAUACACAUACGCUGCUACAUAUCCGGAACUUUUGGCAUCGCCACAUGAUUACCGAUAUGAUGGCUCAACCGCUGCGUGGCGAUAUCGAGGAGAACACAUACUCUCACGCUGUGCAGAAGUUGGCGGAUCUUGAUCAUAUACCGAAAGCAUGGGCAAAGUCGUUACUUCCUGCUCCAGCUGCGACCUACCGAGCACUCUCGGGUACAAAAUCCCACAUCGAUACGUCCAGGCAGCCUGAACCCACUCUUAUUGCCCGGGAAAUGCCACCAAAGAGAAAGUGGUGUGGAUUCUACAGCACGAUGAGACCAUGGCCGAAUAGUAGCAACCUCAAACUUGCUCUCACCGGCUUCGUCGAUGAGCAGACUGACGCUGCAAAUUGGUCGCACAUCGAUCCGCUCACGCUCGAUCUUCGCUUCUCGUCCAGCAAUACCGAGGUCGUCUACCUUGAUCGGGGGAGCACUGAUCAACGCGCGGCAGAAUUUUUGCAGCCUGGAAUUGGAAACCAGCAGAAAACGAUUAAAGGUAUUAAGCGGAAGGGCGAAGCAACGACUCUAUGGCCCCAAACAUUCGCAGAUAUUCCGAUCUUCAAGCAUACCGUCCCAUCACCUGCGGAAGCCCAAGAACUCGAAACUCAGGGCUACGGCAAGACAUGGUUUGUGAAGGGCAUUGCUCCCUUUAUGGACAUCAACGCAGAGAUCAGGAAGGCGAAUGGGGCGGAUGUUGGAGACGAUCGGGGUAGAAAGGCGGGAAAAUGUCCCCCUGGAGGAAGCCUUCGUCCCGUCAUGUCAUCCUUAGCGAACGCGAAUAUCUCUAGCUCCAGUCUCCCAAGCGGCGACAAUGACCAAGCCUCCCGCGAGGGCGGCGACGCUGACAAUCGAAAGGCAGGAUCAAUCCAAGACAAGGACAUUCUGUCCCUUAAGCAUCGAUAUCUAUCCAUGCGUGUACGAGGAGUCGUUCAUCCUCUCCCAUGGCAGCACCCUGACGGAGCCGCAACAACAGGAGAUGGCAGUGUAAUGGACGAUCCUUUCGUUUCGACCACGAAGAGAUCUAAGCCAUUAUCGAGAAUGGUCCCACCAAUGCCGGUACCUGGAUUCCAUCGUGUCGUUCUCGUCUUCUACAUGCCGUCGCUCGCUCAGGCCGUGCAGCAGCUCGAGCACUGCUUCGAAGAGUACGGCAAUUCCUUUGGCGUCAGUAUCAGUGCGCAAAUGGAUAAUGAUGCAGUGGCCGGGAUCAUGGCAGGGCUUGCGAACGGCAACGUGGCUGCAGCGAAUGCUGCCGCAAAUGCUGCAACAAUCAAUGCCGCCACGGGAGGUGCCCCAGAAUCAGCAGCAGACAAUGACUCUCAGAUCAACGACAAAGUCGUCAAACUUUUGACCAAACAUCUCCACGGUCUGGUGACUAGGAAGGAGGCUGAAAUUGUUGCUGCGGACGAGGCGAACAGGAGGAAGAGAGAGGCGUCGGUUGCGUCUGCUGCGAAUGGAAGGAGCGGUUCUGAUGCAGCGGUCUCGGGCUCAUCUCUGACUGCCCUCACGUCAAGCGAAGUCUGGACACCUGGCCUUCUCGAAUACCUCGAGCUCAAUCUCCACCCCGACGGACAGAUCAGCUGGGAAGACAUCGACUACGCUUAUGCGUAUGAAGGCGCUAUCUGUCCCGGUGGCAAUGUCAUGCUGGGCCGCUGGUGGCGCAUAGGUGCAGACGGCCUGAGUGAGGAAGUACAUAGUAUUGGAGGGGAGGUUGACUUCGCUGGUGCGGGUGUUCCUGAUGGGAUGGAUCGGGCUCGCGGCAAGGGCUUCGAUUACUGGCAGCAAGGCGGUCAAGGAGAGGGUACUGCUGAUACUGGUUCUGCUCACGCCGCUACUUUUGGCGUCGCAAGUGCUGGACCGAGCAACGCCGCUACCGAGAGCUCUUUUGCGACACCGCCUGCCACACCUGGGGCUGUCCUUGGAGAUUACAUCGAGGAUGCGGAGGACGUCGGGUUUGCUGCUGCGGCUGUUGCUGCUGACUCGGCAGUCCACAACAAGGACCUCGACCGCGGCCCGUUCGUCUUCUGGACGAUGAGGGAUGACGAGGACUAA